AGCUUCUAACCACUGUCAGUAAGCUCGUGCACCUAAUCUCGCCUCUCUGCGCAGCGCAUCAUCACGCCGCGAAAGUAGUGCGCGAUAGCACGCCGCGCGCGCUGAAAGAACUAGCCUCGCCGACGCCUCAUAACAGUACUUAUGACUUCCCGCGAUUAAUUACGGAAUUCUCUCUACUACCGGAAUUCGCGCGGUUCGCCUCGGUUCUGUUGAGUGGCGCGACCUCGCCUCGUGAUGAUCGCGCGAGAUCGCUGCAACGAUCCGGGCGAUCGCCAGCGGCGUCUGCGAUGAGACACAAAACGGCGCGAGAUUGAGAUCGUCUCGAUCGGAAUUAUGAGGUGCGGAGGUCGCGGGUGGCCUUGCGAGGCCGGACGAGUGGCGCGAUUGUCGUGCUGGUUGUUUCUCCUGCUGAUCGUCUGCUCGCGACCAUGCCACUCUGCGGCUUUCGACAACACGACGGAUCCGUUCGUCCAGAAAUGCCAAAUGGAAUGCAGUCUGCGGAGAGAUUUUGCGGCCUGCAGCAAAUACAAGGUCGCCAGGUGGUUGCACACUUUGGUCAGAGAGAAGGAAUUUAGUUACGGGCCAUUUCGGGUAAUAAGGAUACCGUCGAUGCACAAGCAAUCAUUCCUGCCUAAUUUGCCGCGUAGCCGGGCAUUCAAAAGCAGCAUAACGGAAGUCUUGAACUUCAUUAGGAACAACGUAGAAGAUUUAUUGACGAAACGUGCCAUUGUGUACACGAUAGACAACUCGGCAAUUGGCAGCAGAGGCUUCUCGUCGGGUCUGAUGGUUAUGGAUGACGAUGAAAUCAAGAAAUUGCAAAAUAAAGAAGAGGAAGGCGAUUGGCGAAUCUUCAAGAAAAAGAAGUCCAUCAUUCUGCCGGUUCUCAUACUGUUAAACUUGCUCAAACUGAAGCUGCUGCUGCUGCCGGUUUUUCUAGGAGUCCACUUCAUCAAGAAGCUUCUCGUGCUCGGCUCGUUGGUCCUGCCAUCCGUGCUGGCGCACUUAAAAGUUUGCAAAGUGCCACACAACCAUCACUCCCAUCCUUACCACAUAUGGUCCACCGCGGCGGAAGCACCGGCCGAUUAUCCGUCAGGAUACGCCGGGGACGAUUGGCACAGAAACGACUAUCAGCUGGGUUAUCCCAGUUUCCAGAUAUUCCGCAAUCCCUAUGGGUGAGGCGGCGGUCAGUCGUGAGCCACCGUCGGUCGCUGGCUGACGAAAAAUCACUUCGCCACCGGCAAUUCGUCGAUGGGAUGCACGCGAGUCGUUUGUUUCACAACGCGAACCUCGUUACAUCGUCUGUACAUUCCGCGAAGCAGCGCGAUCGCUAAGGUCUACUGAAACAACUCGCGUAGUGCAUAUAUAUAUAUAUAUAUAAGAGGGUCAGUCAAUCAAAAUCUGUGCAUUAAAAGUAUGUUUUGUAUAUCAAACACACGAUUGGCCGAUUUCCUUGUAUAUACAUGGAGAAAAUAUUACAGUUUUUUUAUGUAUAUAAAUUCUUCUCCAUUUUACAAUGUUUGCGAGUGAUGCGAGGAAAUAGAUUGUCGAUGGAGCAGGGAUAAAGUAAAUUGUCAAUAGUAGAUGGUAUUUAAUGAUACACUCUGAGAGACAAAUAUCUAAAGAAUAGAAGAAGAUUUACUCGAUGGAUACUAAUAACACAUUUACUUAAAACUAAUAUUUUUUAUUCAAGUACGAAGUCUCUUUCAUGCAAAACCGUGAUUUUAAGGAAACAUACAAUUCCUCAUUUGAAAAGAAACUUUCUCUCUCGGUUUAAAAAUGUUUAUUAUAUAUAUAAAUAUGUUUAAAAAUAUGUUUAUUAAUAUAAGCAAAUAUGUUAUUAGCAUCUCCAUUUAAUACAUAUUUUUUUGAGAUAUUUUUUCUUUUUUUUCAAUGUAUUGCUAAACACUAUCUACUAUUAAAAACCUACAUUAGUGUCUAAAAUAUAAACAGCAUGAAACGAAAGGAGAAGUUUUUAAAUAGAUCAAUGUUUUCCCCGGUUAUAGGAUUCUAAAAUAAAAAUUUUACCGUAAAAUA
This is a messenger RNA of Odontomachus brunneus, 2034 nucleotides long. RefSeq lists its product as uncharacterized. The transcript has 4 exons. The coding region runs from base 334 to 1176 and encodes 280 amino acids. NCBI's taxonomy places the organism in Eukaryota, Metazoa, Arthropoda, Insecta, Hymenoptera, Formicidae. The record is from RefSeq and is a predicted model, not a curated record.